Molecule: messenger RNA, 2733 nt
Organism: Belonocnema kinseyi
Lineage: Eukaryota; Metazoa; Arthropoda; Insecta; Hymenoptera; Cynipidae
Gene: OstDelta
Product: dolichyl-diphosphooligosaccharide--protein glycosyltransferase subunit 2
Exons: 11
Coding region: 92-2044 (650 amino acids)
Biological process (GO): protein N-linked glycosylation
Cellular component (GO): oligosaccharyltransferase complex; membrane
Source: RefSeq, a predicted model, not a curated record
ACACGCGCAAUGGAGGAAGAAGACCAGAUAGAGCCAUUUUGUUACUUGGGCCGACGUGGCGGCCGGCGAGUAAAGAAUUUAUCUUCUCAAAAUGAAGAAUCAUAUAUAUUUGCCACUGGUGGCAUUAUUCUUCGCCUCGGUGAUCGCCGAGGCACCUUCUUCGACGAAUUCCUACCUAUCUGAUUCAGACAGAACUCGAUUGAAGAAAGUGAUUGAGCCCGGAUUCAAACUUGAGAGCGUAUCUGCGGUUCAUUAUGCCGUUUUGGGAUACACUUUGACCGGAGAUUCUAUUCCCCAAACAGCAGAAAUAUGCAAGUUUUUGCUUCAAUCAGUUGGGGACGGAAGUUCCUUGACUCCAGACACCGCUUACGAGAUCAUCACAACCUGGAAGACGCUAAAAACUUGCCAAGCACUUCCAGUUGCUUCCAUCACAAAGUCGUUGACUGCAGUUAUUGAAAAGGAGAGUUCUACGAUUCCUGAAUUGUAUUAUGCCGUCAAUUCUCUGAGAAGUCUCUCCCAAAAAUUAUCGGAUGCUGUCACUGCCAGAAUUGUGAAAACAAUUCAGGCCGCUUUGAAGAAAGAUGAUAGCUUGCCAAAUCUUGGCUAUUCUUUCCUCGUUGCCGCUGAUCUCGGAUCUGCAGGCGUGUUCGCCUUUGAAAGAAUUGAAGAUGCCAUUGUCCAAGCGGAUGAGGUCAAUGGUCGCUUUUUACAAUUUGAGGGAGGACUUUCUGUCACCAGUCUUCUCGUCAACGGAAUCUUCAAACUCUCUUCAUCGUUGAAGAAAAAACCACCCUUAACUGCCCAGCAAACUGUCAAAUUAACGAAUUAUCUUCUUUCUCGUCGCUCGGUGCAAAUUCCAAAAGGCGUCGUCUCCCUUCUCUCGUCUCUGGAAAUUCUCGCGACAAACGAAUUUGAAAAACCGAUUUGCAUCGCUCUUGCCGAAGGUGGAAAUAUCGUUUCAAUCCAGCAACCAUUAGUUCGCGUGAAAGUCUGCAAUAUUUUGGGAAAGCCACUUUCCCCAACUCCGAAUAUUGUUGCGAAUUCAGCAACUCGAGUCGAAAAUGACAUCGUUGUUAUUAGCAAGAAGAGCUUCCAACCUACUUCUGCGGAUAAGACUCUGUUUACGAUGAACUUCAUGGAAAUCAAACCAGACCGAGGAUUUUACAAAAUAUUGGUUUCCGCUGGAUCGGUUUCCAAUACAGUAACGAUCAAAGUCUUGUCUGAAGUUUCAGUAGAUUACUUGGAAGUUGGAACUGCAGAUGCUGAUCAAACGACCCAGCCGAAACUCGUCAAAGUAUCUUACCCAGAAAAGAUGAAGGACAAAGUCGAGGCUGAUUCACAGCAAAAACUCGUGAUGAGAUUUUUGCUGAAGGAUUCGAUAAGCAAAAAAGCCAUAAGAGUUCAUCAAGCUUUUGUCAGAUUGUCUUCCGUCGCUCAACCGGGCAACGGAAAGCGUACACACGAAAUUAUCUUUGUCGCUGAGCCUGAUUCUACCCACGUUUACAAAUUCGACAUGCCUGUAGGAUCUGCGGCGAAGAACUUUGGAUACCAGAGUGGAGAUUACAAGGUGGAAUUAAUCGUCGGUGAUGCUGUUUUGAGCAAUUCUUUCCAGUGGAAUGUGGCGACAGUCAGUUUGAAAUUCCCCGAGCCAACGGGUGUCGAAGCUGCUGAGAAAUCUUCAGCUUUCAAGGAUAAGACUGUCUACGAGCCAAAACCGGAGAUCAAGCACAUGUUCCGAGAGCCCGAGAAACGACCUCCAGCCCUAGUUUCAAAUCUUUUCACCGGACUUUGCCUAGCGCCUGUUCUUUUGUUACUUAUUCUCUGGGCAAAAUUGGGAGUCAAUGUUUCAAAUUUCCCAUUUUCUUUAAGCGCUGUCAUUUUCCACGUUGGUUUAGGAGGUAUUUUCGUACUCUUUGGAGUUUUCUGGCUGAAGCUCAACAUGUUUGUAACUCUGCGAUACCUCCUCGGUCUCGGAAUUGUGACAUUCCUUGCAGGCAGCAAAUUGCUCUCGCAAAUCGCUCAGACUCACAAGCAGUGUCGUUGAUUUUUUAAGAGAAAUGUAAACUAUUCGACGUUUUUUACAUUUCACAGAACGAGUUUGCGAUUUAAACUGCUCAGAAAAUUGCCGCUCGUUCCCCUCUUGUACAUAAAUAGGAUGAUAAUGAUAAUUUUUUAAUCAUAAUUACGAUUACAUCAGCACGAAUAAGAGUAGAAAAUAUUUACAUUGAAAAAAAGUCUGAUCUAGCCAUCACUGAGUUUAAAUACAUUUUUGCGAGAGUAUUUUCGUGAAAAAUAAAUAUAAUAUUGCUAUUGGCCGAUUUUUUUUUCGCAAUUUAUAGACUGCUUGAGAUCUCGUUUCGCUGUAUUUAUCAAUCGAAUAAUUUACUUGAAAUUUCAAUAUAGUUGUUGAUCCGGCGCGAUUUAUUAAAAUUUGGGGGUUUUUCCCCUCAUAAAAAUGGUUGACUUGAUCAAAAUUAUAUUAAAAUUUUAUGUGUUUCGAAAAUGUUUGCAAAUGCGUACGAGUGAUUGAAAUUUUUUUUUGUGUUUUGGGAUUUGGCGCGAAAUAUAAUAUUUGUAUUGCACCAUUUUUGUACUUUUUAGCCUGUGAGAAUAAUUCGGAACAUUCCUGCUACACGAGGUUACACUGAUGAAAAAAGUUAAGAGCUUUAUUGUUUUGUACCUGUACAGUUUUUGAAGUGCAUAAUACACAUUAUAAUCUAUUAUAAAAUUAAA